CACUCAGCAGCACCUCCCAGGGAAUGGUUAUCCCCUAACGUGGGAAUGGGGAUCCCCUCAGCAACAGCAUCCGGGAAUGGGGAUCCCCACAGCAGCACCUCCCAGGGAAUGGUUAUCCUCUAACGUGGGAACAGGGAUCCCCUCAGCAACAGCAUCCGGGAAUGGGGAUCCUCACAGCAGCACCUCCCAGGGAAUGGUUAUCCCCUAACGUGGGAAUGGGGAUCCCCUCAGCAACAGCAUCCGGGAACGGGGAUCCCCACAGCAGCACCUCCCAGGAAAUGGUUAUCCUCUAACGUGGGAAUGGGGAUCCCCUCAGCAACAGCACCUGGGAAUGGGGAUCCCCACAGCAGCACCUCCCAGGGAAUGGUUAUCCCCUAACGUGGGAAUGGGGAUCCCCUCAGCAACAGCAUCCGGGAACAGGGAUCCCCACAGCAGCACCUCCCAGGGAAUGGUUAUCCUCUAACAUGGGAAUGGGGAUCCCCUCAGCAACAGUAUCCGGGAACGGGGAUCCCCUCAGUAGCACCACCCAGGGAAUGGUUAUCCCCUAACAUGGGAAUGGGGAUCCCCUCAGCAACAGCACCUGGGAAUGGGGAUCCUCACAGCAGCACCUCCCAGGAAAUGGUUAUCCCCUAACCUGGGAAUGGGGAUCCCCUCAGCAACAGCACCUGGGAAUGGGGCUCCCCACAGCAGCACCUCCCAGGGAAUGGUUAUCCCCUAACAUGAAGGAUCUAUUUACUGUAGGAGUUCCUGGGUCUCUCCAUCUACUGUGACUACUGUGUAGGGCACCUGUGUUGUCAUCACACCAGGGAAGGCAGAAAGAUGCCAGUAUAUAUCCGGAAACAUCCCCUGGAGAUCCCUCCACCUUCUGAAAAGGACUGGAUUAAGAAGGAUGAGGAAGAAAAUUUCUUCCUGCAGGAUCCCGAUCAAAUCUUUGAUUCGUUGCCUCAGCCCUUCCGGAUGAUCAAUAAACUGGUGACUCUAGUAUUCGAGCAGGCCUGGGAAAUCAUUGAGAAGAGGGAGGCACUCAGAGAGGCACAGAUACAGAAGGUCAAGCCCACGUUGUACCUGCCCACAGCUGAAUUCCAGGUGAUGGGAAGAGCCAACUGCCUUGCAGCCUCCGGACAGCAUGUCUUUGUUGGGCUUUCCUCAGGGCUUGCGGUUUUCAACACGCCCAGCUGUAAACGGAUCUGUGCUUGGGAGUCAACCAAGCUAGAGAUUUGUGCCAUCCGUGCCUCCAACCUUGGCAAUGAGACCCACCUUCUCGUUACUGUGGAUGACAUGGGACUUGCCCGACUCUUUUAUUUUUACAGGGACAGCCUGCUGCUCAUCAAAGUCCUAAACGAAGUGGAAGAGAUCAGCAAGAGAAACACCUGUGUGGAGGCGGAGCUCUCCCAGGGGGGCGAUUAUGCAGGCAUCCUGCUGCAAGGCAGCACAGAAGCUUGGCUGGAGAUCUACCGAUUGCCUAAGGAGUCCUGGCUGAAGGAGACAGACCAUUCCCAGGCAGCUGCAGCAGUGUCAUCUUUCAGGGAGAGGCGGCUCAGCCAGGCGUCUACGAAAAGUCUGGACCUGCCGGGAGAGGGCUCUGCAGAAACGGAAUCACCCAUGUCUGCCAACAGAGUUGAAACUAAGCUGAGUCUCCCAGUGCUGCUGCUGAAGGUCAGGUCGCCCAAACCUCUGACAGGAAGCACUUUUAAAAGCCCUUUAGAGGCCCUGAUGAAGAUUGAUGAUGGCAGUGUGAUCGGCUUGGGGCAGAAUCACAUGAUCAAAGACUACCAAUGGGAACAGCAGGAUGCAAUCUUUCGCAGCACCUUCGAAAAGCAUCUGGAGAGAGAAAGUGAGCCUGACAGCAAGGAGGAGAAACCCAGCCACGCUGUGUUUCAUUUUCUCCUACCCAGCCGGAUACUGCAGAUUGGACCCGAAAUCAAAGCACAGCCAGACGUGCCCACUGGCAUCAGUGUGCAUUGGAAUGGAAGCCACAAUCUCUGCCUGUAUUUACUCACCCGGCCAUCAAAGGAGAAAACGGAUGCUGAGCUAAAACCUGACACUGUCUGGCCAUGUGCCGCUCCAAUCACCUGCUCAGCUGUCACCUCCUGCUCCUCUUACAUGGCUCUGGCAUGUGAAGAUGGGAUGAUAACGGUGUGGGACAGAUGUCUAGGAUUCCCACUAGCUGUGACUGCCCUUCCAGAGGGAUGUCUCAGCCGCACCAUCCACUUCCUGCAGACAUCUGCAGCUCCAAGGGACCAGCUGCCUAGGCCCAAAGUGCAGCUUCUGGUGCUGUGUACGGAUGGGUCUCUCCACCUGGUUACAGUGUCAGGGCCCAGAGAGUCCAGGACCGUGCUCCUGGCAGACAGGUCCGAGGACCCAGAUCAGACCAUCAGCGCAGUAGCACCGAUUCCAGCCUUUCCUGGUGCAGUGCUGGUGUUCUCCUGGGAUGGCACAGUGUGCCUCACAGACACUGCCACGCCACAGACUGUUUGCCACUUCAUCACCCCACCCUCUCACACAGUCGCAUCCCCCUGGCAACCGGUGUUUACCGUGGAUACCACUAACCAAUGCCUGCUCCUCCGAGGGGAUGAACAGCAGCAGCAGGCUAGUCUGCCGACACAGACCAAGGGCAAUCAAAGCUCCAUCUUCCUUUUUCAUUUUGAUUCCUACCAGUCCAUGAAGGUUUUCCCAGCAGUACCGGAGCCUCCUCCUGACUCCUUGCAGCACCUGCCAUGGGACGAGAGAUGUGACAUUUUCCUCUGUGACAGGCUGCAGCGCCUGCCAGGCCUCAGCCAGCAGGUGCCCAAGUGCUGGAGCCAGCUGCGGAAGCAUGCAGCCGCCCUGCAGAGGGAGAGCCGGAAGAAGUGAUGGGGGCAGGAGGAGCUAUAGUUCGGAUCAACCUCGCAGCCCUGGGUUGGCACUAGGCCCACAAGCCUGGCCUAGCCCUGGCAUUUUAACUGACUCAUCUCCACCUCAAGGCAGCUCAUCCCACUGAUUGACUUCCCCCACCUCUAACCCAAGCCCACUGAUCAGCCCAUGCCAGCAGGGAGCAGCUCCUCCUCCCCUCAUUCAUCAAGGAUACUUGCGCCAUGCUGGGGCAUUCUGAUAGCAGUGUCUGCUCAUUACAGAGAGGGACCCAGAAGCUCAAGCAGUUCAGCUAGAGAACGUGCAGCGCAGCUUUGAGUCCCCCAUGGACAUGGAAAGUCUGAGCCUAAGCAGAAGCUUCGUGAAUGCAGUUAGAUCCGUGUCUCUCCCUUUCAGUAAAGGCCUUCACACUGUC
Molecule: messenger RNA, 3265 nt
Organism: Mauremys reevesii (Reeves's turtle)
Lineage: Eukaryota; Metazoa; Chordata; Testudines; Geoemydidae
Gene: WDR93
Product: WD repeat domain 93
Exons: 18
Coding region: 820-2853 (677 amino acids)
Biological process (GO): electron transport chain
Molecular function (GO): protein binding
Source: RefSeq, a predicted model, not a curated record